This is a messenger RNA of Dibothriocephalus latus, 372 nucleotides long. The record is from the annotation of a GenBank genome assembly. Lineage: Eukaryota; Metazoa; Platyhelminthes; Cestoda; Diphyllobothriidea; Diphyllobothriidae.
AUGAGCACGGGGCGCCAAGAAGUGGCUGAGGACAUCGUCGGGAGAGCCUCUGCAUACAUUCCAGCCUUUACAGACGUCUUCACGGAGGAGGGUUUUUACAUAUUCUUCUGUAGUCUCACUCUCACCACAUUUGGUGUUGUCUUCUUCCUCGCGUGGCAUUUCAAUGUCACCGUGACUGAUUCCGGUGAUUUCACAACCAAGGCCCGUCUUAAAAGGAUGCAGCGAAAAAACAGGAAGGCGUCGACUAAGCUACCUAAGGCUCUUGCGUUUCUGAGAAGGGGAACUGUCUCUUUUUUCAUCAUGGCCAGUAUGCUGUUCUUACCUACCCGGUGCUUAUCCAACCACAAGUGCAAUAUUUUAGCUAAUAUUUAA